Messenger RNA from Mugil cephalus (flathead mullet), 5912 nucleotides. Its product is annotated as desmoglein-2-like. NCBI's taxonomy places the organism in Eukaryota, Metazoa, Chordata, Actinopteri, Mugiliformes, Mugilidae. Gene Ontology annotation, cellular component: desmosome; plasma membrane. Gene Ontology annotation, molecular function: calcium ion binding. Gene Ontology annotation, biological process: homophilic cell-cell adhesion. The record is from RefSeq and is a predicted model, not a curated record. The transcript is spliced from 15 exons. The coding region runs from base 621 to 4322 and encodes 1233 amino acids.
AAACAUCGUAAAAUGCUCAAUAAAUGACAGUGACACAACAGAGAAGAAUCACCAAAACUGUUAAAAACUGCUACAGAGACGAUAAAAGAGAGGAAGCAUGGCUUCCAUUGGCCUCCAGGAGCAAACGCCACUGCUGGACCCUAUCACUUGACUUGACCUCAUCUUUCCCCCGGCUCACGACAUAAGUUUCUUAUGAUAUAAGUUUCUUACACCAGCUAAAGAGGAUAAAGUGCCGUUCAGGGACAACACCUGCAGCGAGCAGACAGAACCAUCCUCUUCCAGCUGACUAAUCCGUCUCCAGCCUAUCAUGGAACCAGGAUGAUGAUACAACAUCGGAGCAAGAACAGACACAUCACAAAGCCUUUGAAGGGGGCUGGUCCCUGAUAUAUUUACAAGGUUAUAGUGAUGAAUGCUUGUUAGAGAUGAUCAUGGGAAUGCUUGCCUCGGGUCCCAGUAGACUCUAGAUCCGCCCCUGGGCAGGGCGUGCAAAGAGGGUAUGUAGCAGGUGCGGAUGGCGCAGAUGGAUAGAAGGUGUCAGACUUCAGCAGGGUUUUGAAUCACGAGGAGCUCUCUUCGACCAUCAGCUCUCUUGAACCGGACUUUUUUUUUUUUGCCCAGCCAUGAUCUCGGUUACUUUUUCCGUGCCUUUGUUGCUACUGAUGCUCCAGGUGGUUGCUGUGGCGGGAGCUAGCACUGGAGGCAGUCUGGUGAGAAGAAAAAGAAACUGGAUUCCUCCGGCAAAAAAAAUUAAUGAAAAUGAAGAACCUCCUGCAAGCCACGUUGCCUAUAUUCAUUCAGAUAAGGAUUCGGGCAGUGGUAAUGUUCAGUACUCCCUGAAAGGCGUUGGCGCAGAUAGGUAUCCAUUCCAUGUGUUUACAAUUAACUCUGAAACUGGACACAUUUUUGUGACCAAAAAGCUCGAUAGGGAGUUCAUCGAUUCGUACAACCUGACGGGUGUUGCAACGUUCACUGACGGCACAGAGGCCGAGGAAAAUGUCAUCAUUCGGUUCAAGGUUGUAGAUGAGAACGACAACAGUCCAGUGUUUGGAAAGAUCCAGUCCGGGAGGGUGCCUGAGCUCAGUCCUCCAGGAACUUCGGUUAUGAAAGUCGUGGCAACGGAUGAUGAUGAACCUGGCAAUAACAAUUCUAUAAUUGCCUAUAGUCUCAUAAGUCAGAAUCCACCUCAUGACAUGUUUUACAUGAAAAGAGAUGGAACCAUCUACGUCAAAAACCCUUCCCUGGAUAGAGAGAAAACCCCCCAAUACACUCUGGUAGUGAAAGGACAGGAUCUAGAUGGCCAUCCAACUGGAAAUACUGCAACUGGCACUGUUGUCAUUAAGAUUGAUGAUGUGAAUGACAAUUUGCCCACCCUUGACAAAGACGAGUUUUCAGCAAGCAUUGAGGAGAAUACAUAUGGCAUGGAGGUGAUGAGGUUCAAAGCAGAGGACAUGGACAUGGUGGAUACGGACAACUGGGAAGCUGUGUUUGAUAUUGUCAAAGGCAAUGAAGAGGGUUACUUCACCAUUAGAACAGACCCUGAAACCAAUGAGGGCGUCCUAAUGCUUGUCAAGCCUGUUGAUUAUGAAAAUUUGGCAAACCUUGACCUUGGACUGUCUGUGAGGAACAAGGCCCCGAUGCACGGAGGUGGAGGAGGUGGAGGAGGAGGCGGAGGAGGUGGAGGUGGAGGCGGAGGAGGUGGAGGAGGCGGAGGAGGCGGAGGAGGCGGAGGAGGUGGAGGAGGCGGAGGUGGUGGAGGAGGUGGAGGAGGCGGGAUUGCAAGUGGGUCUAUAUCUGGUGCAAGUGGAUCAUCAUGGCUAAUCUCAUCAUUUAAAACCUAUUCCGUCAAAAUCAACGUGAAGAACCAGCCUGACGGACCAAGUUUCAAUCCCAAAGUCAAACCUAUUCCCAUUUCGGAGGGAUCCACCUCCAUCAAGGUUAACGAUGUUAUUGCCCGCUAUCCUGCAAUAGAUGGAGACACAGGGAAACAGGCUGAGAAUGUCAAGUACGCCAAGGGCUCAGACCCUGACAACUGGAUAACCAUUGAUCCAGAGACAGCUGAGAUCAAACUGAACAAGAUGCCUGACAGAGAAUCCCCAGCCUUGAUCAAUGGGACAUAUUACGCUGAAAUAAUCUGCCUUUCCGACGACAUGCCAAGCAAAACGGCUACAGGCACCGUGGCCAUCCAGGUGGAGGAUGUUAAUGACAACUGCCCAAAGCUGACCAGUAACUACCAGUUUCUGUGCACCACGAAUAACUCUUUUCAGCUGAACGCUCACGAUAGCGAUGCAUACCCCAAUGGACCACCUUUACACUUUUCCGUUGUCGAAGAAAACACUAAUGGAAAAUGGCAAUUGACUCCUAUCAAUGAUACUGCAGUCACUGUGACGUCUCAAGAUUCCUUAUGGCCUGGUAUCUACAAGUUGGAAUUUGAGGUGGAGGACAACCAGGGAAAGUCCUGUCCAGAACCACAGGUUGUGAAGGUCGAAGCUUGUACCUGUGGAGAUGACGGAUUGUGUGCAAGUCAAGAUUCCAAAUUUACCGCUGAUGCCGUCAAAGGAGCGAGCUUAGGUUCUGCAGGCAUUGGGACACUAAUACUGGGCCUGUUGCUGUUACUAUUGGUUCCUCUGUUGAUACUCAUGUGCCAGUGUGGGAAGGCUGAAAUCUUCCCAGAUAUGUUUGCUGAGAUGCCUUUUGACACCAAGUCACACCUCAUUAGCUACCACACUGAACACCAGGGAGAGAACACGGAAGUGCCACUACUGAAAAGUCCAAUCCCGGGUGAUGACAAUAUGGUCAUGUGUUUGGCCAAGAAUCAAAGAGGUCCAGUAAUGGCAAAUAGGCCAGUUAUGGAUUUCCCGCAGUCUAUUUCUUCUCGGGACCCUGUUGAAGAUAUGUUUUCAAGUGCACAUGGAUUUGAAGCGUGGAAUGUGAACCAUGGUGACAGUGGCCUCUACUCUCAGUUUGAUGGGAAGGAGUCAAGACAAAACGGUGCAAUUUUUGAUGAAGUUAUACCAGACCACUUCCUGGAGAGGUACUACCUUCAGGCAAUGAAUGGUUAUGACGGUGUUGGAGUAAAGGAUGCUCUGCUGGCAUUUGACUUUGAGGGAAAUGGCUCUCCUGCUGGUUCAGUGGGCUGCUGCAGCCUUCUGGAGACUGACAAUGACCUGCAAUUCCUCGAUGACCUUGGACUGAAGUUCAAGACUCUGGCUGAGGUAUGUGGAGGCCAGAAGAUCACAACUGAAGUUCCACCUUCUGUGCCCCGUGCCUCUGUCAACACUAAGACCACAGUCACCGUCUCAAGUUCAGUGGAGGCUCAGCAGCUCCCUCCGCCACCGCAGCUGCAGCCAACCGUCGUCAAAGCUGAGCAGAAUGAGGUCAACGUGAGUUCUCAAAAAGUGACCAAAAGUACAACCACUGUGAAGGAAGGAAUGACAAAAGUAAAUACAGGGAUGGCAAACCAAGGCCAGAUGUUUACAUUACAGCGGCAGCAGCCCAUCUACUACACAACUGCUCCUGUGUUGCAGCCGAUGCACUAUGUAGUCCAACCACAGGUCCAGAACACUGUGCUGCUGGCUGAGGCACCAGCCACCAACCUCCAGUCCAUGGUAAUGAUCAAUGCCACUCAACCUGGACCUUCUCAGACCGUGAUGUCCAGUGGACAGCUCCAGGGGCCUGGGAUGGUGCUGGUGGACAGCAGUGGGGUCCAGAAUAGCCAUGGCAACCUGAUCCGCACAGGAACCUUAUCUGGUGCCCAGUCCAUGAUGAUUGUCGAGGGGGCAGCCCCUCAAAGCCCAAUCAGUGCCACUCAAUCUGGAUUUUGCCAGACCGUGAUGUCCAGUGGACAACUCCAGGGUCCUGGGAUAGUGCUGGUGGAAAACACUGGGGUCCAGAAUAGCCAUGCCAACCUGAUCCACACAGGAUCCUUAUCUGGUGCCCAGUCCAUGAUGAUUGUCGAGGGUGCAGCCCCACAAAGCACAAUCAGUGCCACUCAAUCUGGACUUUCUCAGACCGUGAUGUCCAGCGGACAACCCCAGGGUCCUGGGAUAGUGCUGGUGGACAACAAUGGGGUCCAGAAUAGCCAUGCCAACCUGAUCCGCACAGGAACCUUAUCUGGUGCCCAGUCCAUGAUGAUUGUCGAGGGUGCAGCCCCUCAAAGCUCACUCAAGAAUGCCCGACAUGGGAGCCAGACACACCGCGUUCAGGGAAGUAACCAGAGUACUUCACGGUCAAGACGGCUUUCAUCAUCUCAGAGAACCGUGGUGGUCGGAGAAGCAACAAGCAAUGGAGGACAGCUGGUUCAGGAGGCUGAAGAACUGCCCUAGAGGACUGAGUCUUCUGCAAAGGAAUCCCAUCUACUGGCACAUAACACGCAAGUCAAGCCUUUAUGCUAUAAGAGAAAUCAUUGCUUUACCAUAUGUAAGGUGGUGGUGCAGGAGAUGUUCACUGACCUGGGAUGCGGGGGAAAAAAUUACAUUUAAAUGCAGCUGAAAGUUUUAGUAAGGCUAUCUCUCAAGUAUCAAGUAUGAUUGAUGUUCUGUAUGUGCGUGUCAGUUUAAUGGUGGAGGGUGUGAUGCUGCAGUUUGACAAGGAAUAAGCUAACUUUGCCUACGUGUUCACAAUACAGCUUCCAAUUAAGACUAAUGGGAAAGAAAUUCUCAUUUGGAAUAGCUGCAAAAAACAGAUAUUGCCUUUUUGUUUUAAAAUGUAGCAUUUUAAGUAGCAUUUCAUAUUUGAGACGGAUUUGUAUUCACAGCUUUUCUAGACUACAUACGUCUUAGAGAAGUGCCUUAACUUUAAAGUUGAUGACAAUUCAUUUGUUUUUCACAUCGCCUUAAUAGCGCAACCUCUUAUUUGUUGAUUGGCACAACAAAAUGCAGAUCGUUACUCCUGGAGAUUACCUGACGUUCAUAAUUAUCAAGUCAAGCUCAGUGAGCCGUGCCACCAAGUUGUUAUUGUAAAGUUAAGAUCAUCCACAAGAUUCUCCUUGUGGAUGAGCAGGUGGAGUGAUUAUUACUCAUUACUGUUAUUAUUAGGGCAGCAUUGAGAAUGGUUUCCAACUUAUAUAACAUUCAUUAAGAAAUUUUAUUUUUGACUCCACUGUUUCCUAAAUAAAUGUCACUCACGGUUUGCUGUAGUUUUCAUACUGUUCCCGUACUGUUCCUUGUGAAAACAGCUAAAAAAAAAAAAAAAAGAAAAAAGAAAAAAAAAAGGCUCAGACAGAAUUCGCUAACUGGAGCUUAACCCUUUAUUCUCAUCAACUGGGUCUUAAACAUAGCAUCCAUAGCAGAGAUAAGUUUGUAGUACAUGCAGCUAACCAUAAAUCUGCUCAACUCUUUCUGUGUACAACCACUGUUUUGGGUUAUUCAUUGAAUGUUAUUGUUUUAACUUUUCAUAGUUGGGUUAUUAAGUUGUCUGCUUCACACAGAUGCAGUGUUUUGCAGAGCAACCAUAUUCAUGCCUAUGGGAUUUAUUAUUAUUAAUACACAGUAUGUUGAACAUGCCUGUGUCAUAUAAGACAUUCAAAGCCGCUGUUCUGCAACAUUCACCAGCUACUUUAGGAAAAUCUGACUUGUUGCACAAGUAACCGAAACAGCUGUUAAUGCUUAUUGACACAAGUUUUGUACCAACAUAUUCCAGACAUCUACUUUUACAUGAUUCUAAUGCGAAUGUUUCAUGAUGGCAGAAGGGUUCUGUAUGUACAUAUAAUCUGUUCAGACUUGCGCUGAAUCUUAUGUCAGAAAAGCUAUUCAACUUCACGAUACAGUUCUGUACAUUUCUUAGUCAACGCUUGUGUUUCAUUUUCUUUAGUUUAUGUACAACGCAAUGAUUACAAAUGAUAAAAAUGAGGGUUCAUUUUCUACCAUGGUUCUUCACAUGCUCAUGUAUUUCUUUAAUAAACUGUGUGAUGAGGA